Catharus ustulatus (Swainson's thrush) is the source of this 1909-nucleotide messenger RNA. RefSeq names its product NIPA like domain containing 4 (gene NIPAL4). Gene Ontology annotation, biological process: magnesium ion transport. NCBI's taxonomy places the organism in Eukaryota, Metazoa, Chordata, Aves, Passeriformes, Turdidae. The coding region runs from base 55 to 1236 and encodes 393 amino acids. Gene Ontology annotation, molecular function: magnesium ion transmembrane transporter activity. The record is from RefSeq and is a predicted model, not a curated record. The transcript has 7 exons. Gene Ontology annotation, cellular component: membrane.
CUGCCCUCGGCCUGGGAUGCGCUGAGCGGCCGCGGAACGACGGCAACGGAGCCGAUGGAGACCAACAGCAGCUGCGGCAACGGGUCUCUGAUCACCCUUUCGUGCCUUUCCCACCGGGUGGUGUGCCAAGUGAUCAGCAGUGCUGUCCCAUCUGACCCCAUCCAGGACAAUGGGACUUCAGAUAGCUCCUGGAUAACUCGGCUGGAAAACAAUUAUGGAUUCUACAUCGGCCUGGGCUUGGCUGUCUUCUCCAGCUUCCUCAUCGGGAGCAGCGUCAUCCUCAAGAAAAAGGGGCUGCUCCGGCUGGUGGAGAAGGGAGGCACCAGGGCAGGAGAUGGAGGCCAUGGCUACCUAAAGGACUGGCUCUGGUGGGCUGGCUUGUUAACCAUGGGUGGAGGGGAAGCUGCCAACUUCGCUGCCUAUGCCUUUGCUCCUGCAACUAUUGUCACGCCUCUGGGGGCUCUGAGUGUGCUCAUAAGUGCCAUUCUCUCCUCCUAUUUGCUUGGAGAACGACUCAACCUGCUGGGGAAGCUGGGCUGCCUGCUGAGCCUGGUGGGCAGCACUGUGAUGGUCAUCCACGCUCCAGAGGAUGAGGAGGUCACCACUCUGGAGGAAAUGACUUCCAAGCUGAAGGAGCCAGGUUUCCUGGCUUAUGGUGCCAUCCUCCUGGCUCUCUGCCUCCUCCUGAUCUUCUACCUCGCGCCCCGGUACGGCCAGAGCAACAUCCUUGUCUACCUCACCAUCUGCUCGGUCAUCGGCGCCUUCUCCGUGUCCUCCGUCAAGGGCCUGGGGAUUGCCAUCAAGGGCUUCUUUGCUGGCCAGCCUGUGCUGCAGAACCCACUCACCUGGAUCCUGGUCAUCACGCUGGUGGCAUCCAUCACCACACAGAUCAACUACCUCAACAAAUCUCUGGACAUUUUCAACACCUCUUUGGUGUUCCCCAUCUACUACGUGCUGUUCACCACCAUCGUCAUCACCACUUCCAUCAUCCUCUUCAAGGAGUGGGUCACCAUGACCGUGGUUGACAUCAUUGGGACAGUCUGUGGCUUCCUCACCAUCAUUUUGGGGGUGUUUUUACUCCAUGCUUUCAAAGACAUGGAUGUCAGUUUAGGGAAUUUACCCCAAGUCCUUCAGAAUGAGCAGCCAGUGCCGGAGACCAGAGAUGACAAGAACAUCCUGAUAGAAGUGGACAACUCCAGCAUUGCCCCAGAGGAUAAACCCAAAACACUUGCAUGAACUCUAAAUACACACCAGCGUCUCAAGAGGAGGUGAGAGACCAGGACUGAACGCUGCUAUUCAGACUGCUCAUCCGUGUUUAAUCACUUGCUCUGCUAAUAAGGGGACAAGAAUAUUGGUGAAUAUGGGCAAAACACAGUGAAUUUUGCAAUAGCUGCUCACCAGGCUCAGUGGCAGGACUCAAGCCAUGAAGUGUUUUUACAGAGAGAUCUUUUUCAGUUUUUGUUUUUUUUGUGAGGUGCAGGAGUUUCCCUGAAGCAGUGUUAAUUAUUUUUAUGGGAGUUUUGCUUGGGUUUUUUUUUCCUGAGCAGCUCUGGUGAAGUUGCUGGGCCUGAUCCAGACUCCACCUGAGGAAAGGCAGGGGAGCUCAAGAGAAACUCUACCAUUGUCUCCAAAGUUUCUUGUGACAAUUUUUUCAGUCUGAAAGACCAAAUGGCUGUAAAUAGCAAGUAUUUUUUUCCUCAGGAAAUAUCUUGACCUUGGAAAACCCCCCAAAUUCUUUGAGCCCCAUGAGGUGUCCUGCUGUCCUCUGAGAUGCUCACCUGGGUGUGAGCAUCACUGAGCAAAUACAAUGUGGGGCUUUGAGAGAGAGGACAAUGCAAUCUCCUGUUUUAAUAACAUUUCAGUGCUAUCUUUUUUGGAAUAUGGAAAGGGAAAUAAAGGUUUUUUUCAA